AUGCUAGUCAAUGGAAGUCCUAAUAACGAGACUUUGAUUGCUGACACAGUUGAAGUGAAUGAUGAGCAGUUGUAUGAGCUUUUUGAUGGGGAAGAGGAUGAGGAGGAUGAAAAGUUCCCUAAUAUUAAACUUACUAAAAUUGAGAAAUCUCGUUAUUGUAAACCAUGGAAGAACUCCUUGAUUAUCAAGCUGAUUGGAAGAUCAAUAGGGUAUGCCUAUUUAUCGCGAAGGGUGAAGGAACUCUGGAAACCUAAAUCCCCUAUGGACUUAAUUGCUCUGGACAAUAAUUUUUUCCUUGCUCGAUUUAAUAGUAGGGAAGAUUUUGAUUUUGCAUUGGAGGAUGGACCAUGGAUUAUAGCUGAUCAUUAUUUGUCAGUUCGCCAAUGGUGCCCGGAUUUUGAUCCAUUUAAUGUUUCUUUAGAAUGCUUGGCAGUUUGGGUCCGAUUUCCAUGCCUUCCAAUUGAAUAUUUUAAUGAGGAUUUUCUUAUGCGAUUGGGGAGGAAGAUAGGAGAUCCUAUCAGAGUAGAUAAUAACACUAGUCGAGUGACAAGAGGGCAUUUUGCGAGAUUAUGUGUUGAAGUUGAUGUUACGAAGCCUCUUUUAUAG
Molecule: messenger RNA, 606 nt
Organism: Manihot esculenta (cassava)
Lineage: Eukaryota; Viridiplantae; Streptophyta; Magnoliopsida; Malpighiales; Euphorbiaceae
Exons: 1
Coding region: 1-606 (201 amino acids)
Source: RefSeq, a predicted model, not a curated record